AUGUCAGAAGAAACCAAAGAAACUCAAUCAGGUGGUGAAUUAGAAUCAAUUGAUAUUUCCCAAAAAGAACAAGAACAAGAAGAACAACGAACAAUUUCAAGUAAUACACCGGGAGAAAUUAAUGACACUCCACCAGAACUUCCACCAAAAGAUAAUAUUCCCACUACCAAUGGAAUCGAUACCAAUUCUCAACCUAUUACGUUUUCAUUAACAGAUAAAGUUUCACAAAUCUCGGCAAUUAGACAAGUUGAAAUAUAUUCUUCACCCCAAUUGAAUGAAGUAUCUGAUUUAUUUGUUAAUAAUACUAUUGGAACAGAUACUAUCAGAAGUAGAAUUGAUAGUUUAAAGGGGGAGGGUGGUGAUGAUAUUUCUGAAGAUUUGAAGUAUUGGAUAAGUUAUAUUGAAGAUUAUAGUAAUCAAUUCUUAAGACUGACUAAUGGAAUUGAAGAAUUAGAAGAACAAAUUCUUAAAGGAAUUCCUUCAAAUAUUCGAUAUUUGGUUUAUUUAAAGACUUUACAAGUUAGAUUUAAAUUGAACCCUAAGGAAACAUUUUCUAGUUUACUUGCUCGAGCUAAGACUGCUAAUUGUAAUAAAGAUCAAUUUAUUGAAAAUUUGGAUUUAGAUAUUAAAGCAAAAGAAGUUUUAAUGGUUCUUAAUUAUUAUGUUAAUGAAUUAACUAAUAAUAACAAUUCAGGUCAAGUGGAUUCAAUUGGUGGUGUUGGUGCUGCUAAUGCAACUAUCAUAGAAGAUGGUUUAAACGAAACCGAUGGUUCCAGUAAUCAAAGUAAUAAAUUACCAUUUAAUAAAUCAUUAAUUCAUAUUUGCAAAUAUUUAUCAUCAAUAUCGGAAUUUUCCCAAGAAGAAAUGUUUUAUGUUUUAUUAAAGUUUAAUAAAUUAUUCUUAAAUUUAAUUAAAGAUGAAUUGUUUUAUAAGAUUAAUCGAACUUUAGAAGAUGAAUUAAAAGAAGAAUUUAAUCAUAUAAGUUUUCAAGGAAUUAAUUUGAAUGAUUUUUAUAAGAAUAUUUUAUUUAAUUUCUAUGAUGAUAUCUUUGAAUUAGAAGUUAGUUUAAAGAUUCUUGAUUUUGUUAUAUUUGAAGGAUUUGAUUUUAUAUUAAGAUUGAUUGUAUGGUCAUUCAUAAGUAAUAAAGAUAAAAUCAAUCAAUUAGAAGGUGAUGAUUUACUUAGAUUUAUUCAUUCAAAAGAAUUCUUUACUGAAUUAACAAUUGAUUUUAAUCAAGUAUUAGAACAAGAACCACAAAUUAUUAAAUAUGAAAAUGAAUUUCAUUUAAUUCAUGCCAAUUCACUUUGUAAUAAUACCAAUGAAUUAACUAAUUUAAAAGAAGUUAAUGAAGAAUUAAUUAUUAAAAUAAAUGAAUUGAAAAAUAAGAUUAAUAAUCUUCAAAUAACUCAUGAUGAAAUCUUACAACAAAGUGAUCAAUUUAAAGAUGAAUUAACCAAUGCCAAUGAAGAAAAUGAAAUCUUAUUAUCAACAAAAUCUGAAUUAGAUAAGAAAUAUGAACAUUUAACUAUGAAAGAAAAUCUUAAUAAUACAAUUAAAGCCAAUAAAGAUUUUCAACAAACAAAUAAAGAAUUAGAACAACAAGUUGAAGAAUUAAAGAAAUCGAUUGAAUUAAAGAAAUCUAAAUUGGCGAAAUUUAUUCCAACUCCUUCUCCCCCACCGGUUGAUCAAGUUGCUAAUACUACUAGUACUGAUGCUGCAAAUGAAACUCCUGCUUCUACCGAGGAACCAACUAAAGAGGAAGAUGUUACCUCCUCUAAUGCGGCUACCGAAACAACGCCUGAAGAAACCCAAGAGGUCAUAGAAGGUUCUAAGUAG
Messenger RNA from Hemisphaericaspora subhashii, 1836 nucleotides. RefSeq lists its product as uncharacterized. NCBI's taxonomy places the organism in Eukaryota, Fungi, Ascomycota, Pichiomycetes, Serinales, Debaryomycetaceae. The transcript has a single exon. The record is from RefSeq and is a predicted model, not a curated record. Bases 1 to 1836 code for a protein of 611 amino acids.